This is a messenger RNA of Pocillopora damicornis (cauliflower coral), 4666 nucleotides long. Its product is annotated as cyclic GMP-AMP synthase-like receptor 3. NCBI's taxonomy places the organism in Eukaryota, Metazoa, Cnidaria, Anthozoa, Scleractinia, Pocilloporidae. The record is from RefSeq and is a predicted model, not a curated record.
UGCAGAGGAUGGUCGGGAAAUGUUUAAAAGUUCAAGAAGGACUUGCUGAGCUUUUGUUUCACCACCUCGUUGCAAUCGCUGUCGUGGUUUUCUUAAAGGUGCACGAUUUUCGUUAAUCACCUAUUGUUUGCAAAUCAAUGGUUAAGAUCAACAUCGUUCUUUGUCAUGACCUUUGUGUUUUCCGUUGAAAGACAAGAGGCGCAGUUCCGGUGAACUUUCCGAGAAAAACCGGAAGUGCUUACAGGCAAAAUUAAGCGGUUACAAAGCCGUUGAGCUGUUGUGGUUGGAAGCAAGUAACAAUUCAUUUUCUUAUCUAGCGGUUUUCUUCUCCACGGUUUCACUCCAUCGACUUUCAAAACUUUGCAAAGUAAGUAAGUCUUUUGCUAUUUCUUUUAAAUGCUUGGAAUUUCAUCUGAAGCACGUUUUACCGAAAACGUGCGCGCCAACUUCGUGGCUUGUUCAGCCGCAUGGCUGGAGUUGUAUAAUUUCAUUUCAUUUUCUUAAAGAUGUCACAAUUUUGUUUUUAAUAUGUUAUUGUGAAUUUCUCAGUGGCAAGGGCUCCUCGGAAAUAAACAAGAGCAAGGAUAGCUCCUUAGUUAGUUUGAUGAAAUCGUUUUGUGGUAAUACGCGGCUUCCACGUGAAUUUAAACAUCAGUCUUAAAAAUAAAUAAUUCAAAUGCACAUGUCAGAUCAAUUUUUAUGAGGGAAAGCUUUUGUAGGGUGUGACCAGAUCAAGUAGGCGAAUUUCACGUGUAUUUAUGCUUUGUACACUCAAUUUCAUGUAACACGACGUAUUGUUAAAUGAGAGACAACUUGACUUCAAUCGUUGAGAUCGCAACAUAUUGCAUGGAGGUCAAACUCAAAGGUAGCAGCACAAAUAUAAUUAGGAAUUUACUUAGGUGAUGAUCUAUCUUGGGAGAAAAGCUUGAAAAACAUCGGCCAAAGAGUCUGCUACAAGCUAAUAAGUUUGUUAAAUAGAAUAUCGAAUUUUACUAAGCAAGGAUAUCCUUUUGAUAAGUGAUAAGGAUACUAUAGUCUAAAGAAGGAAUGUUCAUCAUCCAAUUUUUGUUCUUGUUUUUAUGCCUUUUUAACAAUCCGAAAAAAAAAUUUAUCCACAGUGUUAUGAUUUGUGGAAGGCGACGAGACCCAAAAAGCCACCAGGCUUAUGGGAGAGGCCACCUCACUUACAACAAUAUAUUUAAGAAAGGAUAAGUGCUGCGAAUGUGUGGCUUGGCCAAUUCAGUGUUUAUAUAGGUAAAAACUUUUGGAUUUUGUCUUAAAGCUAAGAAGAUUUGACUAAUGAGGGACUGAAACAGGAAGAGAGUUCUAAAUUUAGGACCUUGGUAAAGAAUUGUCAAUUGCUUGAGAUUUGUACGAGACAAAUGCCUUCGUUAAUUACUGGCAGUUGUGGUACCACAGCAGUGAAUUUGGCUAUUUGUAACAAAAAGAUCAAGAAGCAGUGGGGGCAAUAAAUAUUUUUAUUUAUAAUGAAACAUGAAUUUGGCCAUGUCAAACGUACUGACUCCGAAAACAUCCAACAUUUCUAGUUUUGAGAAUAAAAGAGAAAGGUGUUCUCGACAGUCUGAGUUGAUGAUAGCCCGCACAGCUCGCUUUUGCGAAAAAAUAAAUUCUAUUUAAGUUAGGUACGUUUGAGAACGACCAGGCGGAGUUGCAAUAGACGAUAUAGAGAUAAAUGAAAGUGAAGUUCAAAGUGAGUCUGGUUUUAAGGAUAGGAAAAAGCGAGACCUCAAUCGGUAUAUUACCUUUUGAUUUAGCGACAUGUUUACCUACAUAGCUGAUAUGGUGUUUCCAUGUGAGAUGAUCGUCAGUAUAGACCCCAAGGAAUUAAAUUGUAUUGGACUGUUUUAGGGGUUUACCUCCAAAGGAGAGAGAAAUGCUGGAGUUAAAUUUCUUCUGUCUGGGUUUAAAAAAUGAUGAAGUUAGGUUUCUUUGUAAUAACUGAAAGCUUAUUACAUUUUAGCCAAGCAUCAAUAUUGUGAAGUUUAUCAUUAAGUACGGAUUCUAAGAAAUUUGGGUUUGAGUGAGAAGAAAAUAUAAGGCUAGUGUCAUCAGCAAAAAGCCGAGGGUCUGUUAAUUCAGAGGCAUUUAGGAGGUCAUUUAUGUACAGAAUAAAACAAUAAUAAGCCUGAAAUAGAAUCUUGAUGGACACCACACUUGAUUGUUGGCAUCGAAGAACAAGCUUGAUUGAAUUGGACAAACUACUGGCGGCAAGAAAAGUAACUUUUAAACCACUGCAGAGCCACGUCACGGAUACCAUAGCGCUCCAAUUUGGAAAGAAGAUUUGUCGAAAGCUUUGGAAAGAUCUAGGAAGACACCAACCGUUUCGUGUUGGCCGAUUGCAGAAGCAAUAUUAUCUACCAAAUAAAUAAGCGUGUGUAAUGUCGAGUGAUUUUCCGAAAUCCAAACUGACAGCGUUACUAUAUGACUAUUGUUUCGGAAAAAGGUAGGAUCCUCUGCUUUGUAGAUGAAUUUUAGCGAUGUUAAGUUUUUCCGGAAAAAUUCCUUUUCGCAGUGAGAGAUUAUUAUACGUGGUUAGAUUUCUCUAAAAAACAUGUUAGAAGAUAGAGAUUUUACAAAAUGGACUGAGCCAUGCGUUCAAUAUUAGACACUUAAAGGAACACGUGUUCUAAAAAUUAUGCGGUCCAAGUUAAGUCUUCUUGCAGUAGAGACUGGAAGGCAAGUCCUUCGCGCAAUGUUGACCUUUGCCAGGGGACUGGGCAACAUUAAGUGUGCACGAGCGGCUGUAAUGAUUGUUUCCUUAGUCCGCCACCACAUAGUCACAAAAGUGUAAAUGUGCAACACCUUUCAAUUGGAUUGAAUUUGAAAAACGUCAAAUUGAAUUGGGUUCUUGUUUGUUUUCUUUUAAUUGAAGCUACCCUUGUUCCCUUCCCUUGCUUGGUUUUAUGGCAAUAAAUUUGUACAUCAUGGAAACGUUUUGUGCUCGUCGAUGAGCUGGAUCGAACAACACUUAAAUAUUUGUCUCGGAAAGAGUUUACUUGAUGCCCUUUAACUUUUCUUGGAUUUGAAAUUAUAGUGGCGCGUGUUAUAGUCAAGUCCAGUUUAAAAGAUAUUGAUUCGUUUUGGAUUCAGGCUCUUUACCGAUAGGCGAAGCACGAAUUAUAUAUGUCUUUCAUUAUGGUUGGAAAUUGCAUAACCUUCGAAUACCGCUUGUUCAAACACUUUCAAUCAUCAGAAGGUUAGGAGCCGUUCAUAAGUAAAUCGAAAUUCGGAAAAUUUCAAGAUUAUUUUCCACUCAAUGUGUCUAAGUUGAGACUGGUUAGAACCAGUUUGGCGCAAGGCGAUUCGUGGGCUAUUUGAAAUCUAACGGGAUCUAACGAGCGUUAGGAGUGAUUGUUCAUUUCGAUUCUUUCCGUGCUUUAGACAACCAUGUGGCUUUGGGAUUGGUUGGUACAAGACGACACCUUAACAGGAAAACUCCGAGCUUUCUCGGUGAGGCAUGUGAAGAUUUCUGAAGAAGACAUGACUCGCACCAGAAAGUUAGUGAAAGACUAUAUUGAGGACCGGAUCAUGGCGUACUGUCGACAGAAUUCCGAGCUUCCGAUACUGAAUUUGCAGUAUACCGGCAGCGUGUACGAGAGACUGAAAACUGAAGCUGCCGAUGAAGUAGAUGUCAUGGUAGUACUGAAGACGUCGAAGCCUUGGUUUUGGGGCGAUCCUGAGGUAAUGAAGGAAGAAACGGGCUUCCCAGGCUACGUGAGACUCAAAGCAACCGUGGACUCGAAACUUCGCAGAUAUGUUAGUUCAGAGGGGUACAUAAUUCCCGGACGACUCCGCGAGCGCUGGUUCUUCAGUCUUGUUUCACGAGCAGUUACAGAUUUAAGAGAAAAUUCGCCGGGGUCCAACCUCGACUUCGUUGUACGUCAACAUGGGCCUUCUGUUCAACUGGAUAUCUUCAGCAAAGAAACCGGGUGGAAGCUUUUGUCAGCGGAUCUCGUCCCUUGCUUUCAAAUUGGGACGGAUGAAUAUUUCGUGGCAAAGCAACACACUAGAGACGAACGGCUUUGGAGGCGGUCAUUUUCACUGGAGGAAAAACAGCUGCUGAAGCGCAUGGAUAAAGAUGACCAUGGUUGCAGACACGAGCUCCUGAGGAUUGUGAAGACCAUCGUCAAUAGGGAGAGAACAUCUCUGGGACAACUGAGGUCAUACUACCUGAAGACAGCCUUCAUGCACUACAUCAAGGAGAAGCCUUCCAAUUGGAAUGGAAGGAAUUCCCUGGGGGAACACUUUGUCGGAUUCUUGGCUGCAUUGCAGGCUUUCCUGGAGAAAAGAAACCUGCCAAAUUACUGGCUUCCUGAAGUAAACCUCUUGGAUGAGAUCCCCAACCCGGUGGUUGUUGGGAAUAUGGCGUAUCGUCUGAAACGAAUCCUCAACAGCGAAGUAGAGCGAAACAAAAUACUUGAAUAGCAGAGAGGACUCUAUGAAUGAACUUAUCGUUGACACUGUUUUAGUUGAGUGCUACUUGUCAUUAAAUUUUCAUUGAGUCCAUCAAAAAUUCACAUACAAUUAUUUUGCCAAAUCAGUUAUUUGGUAAGUCCUUUAAAAUUUGUUAUAACCAAGGUUGUAAGUGCUAAAUAAUUACCACUUCCUAUUUCAUUCAAAUAAACUCAGACUGCUUGGCUAAUUA